AUGACCACUUACGAGGACCGCCCGGGCCCUUUCACCCAACAGGUUAGAGGAGCCAUUCGAGCGAAUACAUUGAAACCACUGAAGAUUGACUAUACGGGAGUUGGAGACCCCUACCAGCAUCUACAGGCUUUCCGAUCGCAAACAAGUGCCAAGGGAUAUACGGACGAAGCGGCUACCGCUAAAUGCCGGGACCUUAAUAAGGAACUGGAUGAGCUGGCUUUCAGGAGGGGUUUAAGACGCGGAGAAUUUCUGUACUGGAUCAACCAUAAUCCUCCAGCUAACUACGACGAGCUGAUGGCCACUGCCAUCAGACACGCCUAUGACGAAUUCGAAACGUACGGGGACACCCCCAGACCAGAGCUAAGAUUUUCCACACCGGCCUCGACGGUCAGGGAUGAGCAACGAAAGAGGGAGUGGGUCCAUAGUCAUGACAGGUCACCCCAUACCUCAAACAAAAGAAGCAAAGAGUCCUCGUCCAGGUCUAACAGUUACGGGACCACUCACCCUCACCGGGAGUCGAGGGUACAACAGGCCCCGCGGACACCACCACCACCCCGGUAUGAGGUGUUCACAAUCCUCAAUGCUUCAUACGAGACUAUUUGGAACGAAAACAAGGAUGAGAUACCGGGACCACCCCCAAGGAAGUUCCCGAAGAGUAAACUUACCCAGCAGGAUAUCGGAAAAUUCUGCACUUAUCAUGAGGAUGCCGGACACAAUACCAAUCUCUGCGUUGCUUUAAAAAAUACAAUCGAGUCCCUCAUCCAGAGGGGCAAGCUUCAACGAUACCUACCUGCUAAGGAGAUAGAAGCUGUAGACGUGUACGGCCAGAUCUUCACGUUCCACGGUGGGGGCCCGAAAGAGUUGCCUCCCCAGAGGAAGAAACGAAAUUCUAGUUUCGGCGGUCCGGAAGUUUUCAACUUCCACAAGGCCCCGCAGCAAGACGGUGGCACCGGAUGGACAUCGGUGACAUUCCUGCAGGAGGAGGAAGCCGAUCUGAAGAUGCCCCAUGAUGAUCCCUUCCUAAUCACGCUCCAAAUGGACCAUUAUAUAAUGUCCCGGGUGCUCGUGGACACCGGGGCCUCAGUUAGUGUAUUAUUUCGCGAUUCAUACAAAGCUUUGAACAGAGGAAGAGCCAAGCUGUCACAAGAUAAUGAGCCCCUCAUUAGUUUUUCAGGAGAUAUCGUCCAACCACUCGGAUAA
Messenger RNA from Rosa chinensis, 1200 nucleotides. RefSeq lists its product as uncharacterized. The record is from RefSeq and is a predicted model, not a curated record. NCBI's taxonomy places the organism in Eukaryota, Viridiplantae, Streptophyta, Magnoliopsida, Rosales, Rosaceae. Gene Ontology annotation, biological process: proteolysis. Bases 1 to 1200 code for a protein of 399 amino acids. The transcript is spliced from 2 exons. Gene Ontology annotation, molecular function: aspartic-type endopeptidase activity.